Molecule: messenger RNA, 1167 nt
Organism: Brassica oleracea var. oleracea
Lineage: Eukaryota; Viridiplantae; Streptophyta; Magnoliopsida; Brassicales; Brassicaceae
Exons: 3
Coding region: 138-971 (277 amino acids)
Source: RefSeq, a predicted model, not a curated record
UAUCCUAAGCAAAAGCCGAGAAAAAACAUCACCGCCGAUAAAACUUUCCGGCGUUCCUGGAAAGAGUCGAGAAAACCUUUGAGUUUCGGCGGGAAAGAGAAGAGAUUGAAUCCGUUUUUGAUAGAGUGCACCGAUCAAUGGUAUUUCGCGGUGAGAUGACGACGACGACUGCGAGACCGGAGCGACCCAAGACCCUCCAUAACUUCACGCUCCCGAGCUUGAAGUGGGGGAGUCAGCGGCAUCUCACGUGCACGAAGAUCGAAUCCGUGAGCAGCGGCGGUUCCGGCGAUCACCGACUCCGACGCCGAUCUCCGCCUUUGAGAUUCUCUGAUUCCUCCGUCGCGAUCCCCGCCUCCGGCGAGGCUGAACAUCGGAGCAGGAGCAGCAACAGAAACCAGCAUCGCCGGUUGAGGACCGCACCGUUGAAAUCUACGGAUGACGGCGGCGUGGAGGAGGAAGAAGGGAUCGAGGAGUUCAGGGUGAAGAUCAUGUCGGAUCUGAAGACGGUGAGAGAUAAGAUCACUCAAUCGAUGUAUGCUCUCGGGGAGCAAGACGAAGAACAACAACGGAGAACCGAUGGCUCCGGUCAGGAGGAGAAAGAGGUUUCUCCGGUGAAGCCGUGGAAUCUGAGGAAACGAAGAGCGGCGUGCAAGGAACCAGCUGAGGAGAGGAUAGUGAAUCCAUCGCCGCCGCCGUCGAGAAACGAUCCGACGAGGGUUGUGAAAGAGAGAGGCGGAGCGGUGGAAGCCGGGACGACGGCGAAGGAGAUGACGGUGCGGCCCAAGUUCUCCGUGAAGCUUUCGAAGAAGGAAAUCGAGGAGGAUUUCAUGGCGGUUGUGGGUCACCGACCACCGCGCCGGCCGAAGAAGCGGCCAAGGACCGUUCAGAAGAAACUCGAUAGCUUGCAUCCUGCGUUUUAUCUGACUGAAGUGACGCUUGAUGAUUAUAAGGUAGAAGAAACCAAGAGAUGAUGAUGAUUGUGUAACUCAGUUGCCGUUGAAGUUUCAAAGAGUUGUCAAAUAUUUGAAAGUCGGUCAAGUCUUGAAGCUCCUUCGUUUGCUCAGUGAUUCUUAUUUCCUGUCAAGUUGUUCUGAAUAAACUGUACAAAAAAAAACUAUGGAGAACGUGUAGGUUCCUGUUGAUUAAUACAUGAGUUUCAUUUCACAA